Messenger RNA from Candidozyma auris, 861 nucleotides. Its product is annotated as Hsp70 nucleotide exchange factor FES1. The coding region runs from base 1 to 861 and encodes 286 amino acids. The transcript has a single exon. NCBI's taxonomy places the organism in Eukaryota, Fungi, Ascomycota, Pichiomycetes, Serinales, Metschnikowiaceae. The record is from RefSeq and is a predicted model, not a curated record.
AUGGAGAAACUUUUGCAGUGGUCCAUUGCGUCGCAAAGCGGCGACAAGGAGACCAUGGACAAGAUCGGCAAGCCCGACCCUGAGAUGCUCAGCAAGCUCUUUGGCAAUGGUCCCGAUGAGCCUACUUUAAUGAAGCAGUCCAUCGAAGUGGUGGAGAACCCAGAAGCCACAGACGAAGCGAAAGAAACGGCCUUAGAAAACUUCGAGAUGCUUGUGGAGAAUUUAGAUAAUGCCAACAACAUCGAGAAUCUCAAGCUCUGGCCUAGCGUGAUUGCCCAGCUCCUGAGCUCCAAUCUCAAUCUUAGUGUGCUCGCGGCAUCGAUCAUUGGAGUAGCGACACAAAACAAUCCAAACUCACAAAAGGCAUUCCUUGAAAAAGAGAAUGGCUUGGAGAUCUUGAUUAAUUUGGUAAAAGCGGACUCCACUCCACGAGAAUUGGCCCUCAAAGCUCUAUUUGCAUUGUCCUGCUUUGUCAGGAACUACCCUGAGGCAACCGAACGGUUUACAAACUUGGGAGGCUGGGAAGCUCUUCACUUGCAGGGCUCCCAUGAAGAUCACAAGCUUUUGUUACGUAAGCUCUCAUUGACAUCAGCACUCUUGUCUACUGGCUUGGACGAAAAGAAGCUUGAUCAUUUUAAAAACUCCCGAUUUGUCGACAACUUGAUCUCCACUUUUGACUCACAAAAUGUUGGAUGCAUUGACAAAGCACUUAAUAUCAUUUCUCAGCUUCAGAGUCUUCAGUAUAAGUUCACGAGUGACGAAAUCAAGAGAUUAGUAAGCCAGCUUGAAUCUGUCAGUCAUCUCAAGGACAAAUUUAAUGAAGAGGAUUACCACACGGCCACGAUCAUUGCUUCUCAGUAA